Pyrus x bretschneideri (Chinese white pear) is the source of this 1146-nucleotide messenger RNA. RefSeq lists its product as uncharacterized. The transcript has 4 exons. NCBI's taxonomy places the organism in Eukaryota, Viridiplantae, Streptophyta, Magnoliopsida, Rosales, Rosaceae. Bases 182 to 1045 code for a protein of 287 amino acids. The record is from RefSeq and is a predicted model, not a curated record.
CCCUUCAACCGAGUUAGCAAGUUGGGUCAAUCAACACGGAUCUUUAGUAACCGGGUCAUCGGGUACCCACCGAGCCACCGUUCUCAGCGAGUCAAUUUUUCUCUUGCCUCACACUUCCGUCAAUGCUCUGAUUCCGAGUCUUCCAGGAGCUCAAUGGAAGAAACCACCGAUUGACAAAAAAAUGGGUUGCGCGUCUCUGAUCCUGCUGCUCCUUCUCAAUACACUCGUCCCCUCUUUAUCUGGUAAGCCUGACAGUGUAUGCAUUUCCCAAGGUGGUCGUUUCCCGCCAUUCUCUUCUGAGGGAAAGCCUCCAAAACGUGUGACCAAGGGAUCCAAAGAUCUGACUCUCUGCAGGGUGUUCCGCAAAAAAACUUGCUGUGAUGUAGCCCAGACACAUCCUGCACUUGUAUCUGUUAGGAAGUUGGCUUCAUCAGGGGAAGCUGGCCCAGAGUGCUUGCAUUUAUGGGAAUUGCUGGAAUGUUCCAUCUGUGAUCCCCGCAUUGGUGUGCAGUCAGGACCUCCGGUUAUAUGUGCCUCUUUCUGUGACAGGGUUUUUGAGGCUUGUGCUGAGGCUUACUACUCUACGGAUGCAAUAACACAGGUUCUAGCACCAUGUGGAGUAAAUGAUUAUGUUUGCGGCAGGGCCUCUGAAUGGAUUCGUAAUGGCACAGAGUUCUGCCAUGCUGCAGGAUUUGACGUUAAAGAUGACAUAUCGGCGAGCAAGGAAGAACCAUUUUGCUAUGGCGGGAAAGCCAGUCUUGAUUUGAUUGCUGAUUCAUGGAAGGCUUCACCAUCUGAGGUGCCCCAGAAAGCCGAGAGCUUGAGAGUGCUAGAGGAAUUCCAGCAGCGGUGGAGGGAAAUGCCAUUUAGCGAAAGAGUUUCUUGGGCCAUUGGAGGAUUGGUGCUUACAGCAGGCCUAUUGUUUGUAAGCAAACGGAAAAGACAUAACCAGCGCCACAAUGUAGCCGCUCUACGAAUCAGGAAAUUUGAAGCCAAGAAAAGCCAGAAAUCUCCUAAUAGUCCAGGAAGUAGGAAAAACAAGUAAAAGAUGAAUUUCUCUCUUGCACGGGAAAACGUUUAGUUAUGACUAUUUACAGUUGAUGUAUCAAUAUAUUGUUAUAAAAAGUUUGUGCCUUUUGCUCUUUA